Molecule: messenger RNA, 3684 nt
Organism: Hydra vulgaris (swiftwater hydra)
Lineage: Eukaryota; Metazoa; Cnidaria; Hydrozoa; Anthoathecata; Hydridae
Product: la-related protein 4
Biological process (GO): positive regulation of translation
Cellular component (GO): cytoplasmic stress granule; cytosol
Molecular function (GO): mRNA 3'-UTR binding
Source: RefSeq, a predicted model, not a curated record
CGAAAAGAAAACGAUUUUAUGCGUUUUUCACUUUCAAUAGAACGACAAUUGAUAUAACGUUGCGAUUGAAAAUAAAUCAACUUUAUUCGAGCAUUUAUUCCGUUUUUAAAUCCAAAGGUAGUUUAAAAUUUAAUGUCUUGAAAAACGUGUAAUUUAAUAAUUUUAAAUGUGAUUUGCUUUUUAAAAAAAUAAUUUAUUUACCUGAUUUAAAAAUUCUCUACGAUGCACCCUCGAAUUCGACUUUUUCAUGUAAAAAUAUGGUUGACUGCUCUAAAAAGCAAAGGAUCAGAGUUAGACGACGAUAACGAUGAUAUUGGUUACUUUUAUUGCUCCACCCAUCCGGAUAAUUUAAUAGCAGAAAAGAUAUGUAGCCAUAAAUAUUUAGAAGAAAGUAACAGUACUAAACAUAUCGAAAGCGAAUUUGAAGACUACAAAUAUGCUUUUGAUGGAGACACAUCUACUGAUGGUUCGGUUUCUCCUGACCUUAUACCAAACGAGGGUCUCAAUGUAAACGCUCCGGCUUUUACUUCUGUCAAAGCUAUGCCGCCAGUUAUUAUCACUAAAAGUGUUGAUAUGGGUAAUGAGCGCUGGAAACCAAAUGCAGCUGUUUUUGAAGAAAAUUUGUCAAAUCAGAUUUCUUUAACUGAAGUUCUGCAACCUUUUAUUGGUUCAGAUGGCUUGUAUUACAUUCCAACUGAAUUUGUAAAUAACUUUGUACAACCUGUAAUUAUAGAUCAGUUGCCUCCUGAAUCAAUAAAUCCUGAUGGCUUUAUUACUGUAAGUGGAUCUGAAUUAGCCAAUCAUACUGUUCCUAAUUCUGAUAAAUUGGUCAAUGAGCUUUCAAUUGGAGAAUUGAAGUCUUUAAUUCAGUUACAAUUUGAGUAUUAUUUCUCCAGGGAAAAUUUAGCUAAUGAUGCUUAUUUAGUUUCUCAAAUGGAUAGUGAUUCAUAUGUUUACAUUUCAACUGUUGCAAAAUUCAACCAGAUUCGAAAGUUAACAUCAGAUAUGAAACUUAUAAUAGAAGCUCUUAAAGAGUCUCCAUAUGUUCAGCUGGAUGAAACUGAACAGAAGGUGCGAGCUAAUAUGAAAAGGUGUAUUGUUAUAUUGCGUGAAAUUCCAGAAUCCACACCUAUUCAAGAAGUAAAAGCCCUUUUUGAUCACCCAAAUUGUCCAAAAUGGUCUUCUUUUGAGUUUGCACAUAAUGACAGUUGGUAUGUUACUUUUGAAUGUGAGGAGGAUGCAAAGCGAGCAUACAGACAUUUGCGUGAAGAAGUACAGUGUUUCAAAGGGCGACCUUUAAUGGCUCGUAUAAAGGCAAAGUUUCGUUUUCUUAGUUCUAGAACUUCGAUUUUACCUAAGAAUAGUUCCAGUCCGUCUACAAGUUCUAGGGAAAAUAGUAAUCUGCCUUUCACUAUUACAACCCAGCCAAUAAACACCACUUCACUUGUGCUUCCAUCAAGUGCUGUUUUCCAUGGUGCACAGGAAUUUCAGUAUUAUGCAACACCAUUGAAUGGCACAUCAUUUCUUCCUGCACAAUGGGUUGGACAAACCAAUCAAAUAAUCAAUCCUCAUGAGAUUCGGCCAAGUAAAGCAAGCUUUACCAAACAUAAUGGCUACCAACAUAAAAAUCUUAAUGUUCAAAGAGGUUAUUUUAGUGCUGGGAAACCUCGACAAUCAAUUAGAAACAGCCUACCAAACAAUGGUAAAGUUAGUGAGGGAAAUGGUAUAUCUGAUUUUGAUGAGCGGCAAAUGGUUAAUAAAAGGCCUGUUCUUGCUAAUGGGUUUUCUCCAAACUUUAAAAAAGAUGAUACUCGUUUCACUCGCAAUACAAAUACCCUUAAAAAGGAUCCACGUGGAAAUUUAGAAGAGAGUCCUCGUUUUCAAAGACUUCGUGAGCGUCGCAUUAAAGAAGAUAUUUCUACUGAAAAAAGUAAUGUUUCAAAAAGUAUGAAUUCUGAUAAUGGAAAUCUUGCACUUGAUCUCGCACUCGAACAUUUUCCGGCUUUACCAAGUCCGAAUUCUCCCAAUGAGAGUAUGGGAGAGACGUCCUUGUUAAAGGAUCUUUCAUCAAACAAUCUUCACUUCAUACACGACAAAUUGUCUUUAGAUUCCUCGCCUACUACUACUAGCGAUCUAAGUUUUAGUGAAGCUUCAAUGGAGCAAAGCUCUUCUGACAGCGAUAGUUUAAUUACCACAGUUUCAUCUCAUAUUGUUACGAAGAUUAGUUAUGCCCAGAUGGCUCAAAAACCACAAAAUAAAGGACAUUACGAUGGAGAAGAUAAAGACUUCUGUUCUACAUUAGAAGGAAGUGUUGUUUCUAAAGUUGAUUCUAAAAGUUUUAAUACACAAAAAACUCGUAACUCAAACAAAACGACAAAUAUAGUACCUUCUAAUAUAGAAUCAAAAAAAAAACUAGAAAAAAACAUUGAUAAAAAUGAACACAUGACAAUUAAUUCAAAGGAUACUUACGCCUCUAAGUUCGUCCAGUCGCCAAGUACAUUACCUGUAGGCCAGCGCCCGAAGAAAGGUCAUAGUAUGUCGAGCGAGGCAUUAUCGAACUCUCAAAAUAUAUCUAAUAUACGUCCUUUAAUGAGUCAGGUUAUUAAAUUUUCAGAUAGCAAAACUAACGAAUUAUCUCACCAAAAGACUUUAAAUAAUACCAUAGAAACUCUUAAAGUUAUACCGGGAGAAAACUAUAUCAACGAGACAGUGUCUAGUGUUUGCAAAGUCAUUAGUAGUGAAUACGAACAAAGUAAUGCUGUUUAAAUACGUGCGUCGUGUUUGUCUUUUAAAUUUUGAACUAAAAUAAACAUACCGCAUGGAACAAAAAGGCACAAAACUGUCGGGUAACUGUUUAUCGUGAAUUCUUUCGCAUAGAAAAAUUAUAAUGAAAGGUGGUAUGUGAACCAAGUUUACCUUUGUUUAUCCGUGUUUUGAGGCAAAAAAAAAAAUUGCAGAAAAGGCUCUGAAUCAUGAAAUCAACUUUAACAAAUCAAAAUCACUAUUUUCUGAACAAGAUAUUUAUUUUAUUUCCUUCUUCCAUUUUACCUAUCUAAAGAAGAAAUUGUUAUUAUUAAUCUUUAGCAGUUGUGUUAUUAGGAGAAUCGAGUUUUAUAAAAAAAUAAUUUAGUUAUUUCGCCCUGCUGUGUGUGUCUACAUAAAUAAAGUUAUGUGUAAAUUUCUCCAUUUCUUAUUUAAAUCUUAGAUGAUUUUUUAAAAAGAAAUUUAGUUUUUUUUUUUUUUUUUUUUUUUUAACUUAAAUAAAUCCAGAGUGACUUUAAUAGGAUUAUUACUAAUAAAUUUGAUAAAUUCUCAAUUUAAUUAUUUGUUAGUUUUAUUUUGUGUGUCAAAAUAGCAUGGUUUUAAUAAAAAACUCUCAACGUUUUUAUAGGAUAUUGGACAAAUACCAAAAACAAAAAUAUGAAUACUUUCCUGAAACUUUUUAAACUCGUUUCAAUUUGUUGGAUGUUAAAUCUUAUUAUUAUAAUUUCUUUGGUCCAAAAUUCUAUAGAACUUUUUGACUAGAGUGGCUUAAUGCCUUCGUAGGAAAGAGCCGUUUAAAUUUUAAAAAUUUAGCUUUGCAUUGCGGGUUUUUUUUUUUUUUUUUUUGGCAACACGUAAACGUUGCUUUAUCUUUAUAUGUGAUAUAAUUGUUAACGGAAUAAAAUGUUGAUUCUGUGUUUA